This is a messenger RNA of Crotalus tigris (Tiger rattlesnake), 1857 nucleotides long. Its product is annotated as probable 2-ketogluconate reductase. The record is from RefSeq and is a predicted model, not a curated record. Lineage: Eukaryota; Metazoa; Chordata; Lepidosauria; Squamata; Viperidae. Gene Ontology annotation, cellular component: cytosol. The transcript is spliced from 7 exons. Gene Ontology annotation, molecular function: NAD binding; hydroxypyruvate reductase [NAD(P)H] activity; glyoxylate reductase (NADPH) activity. The coding region runs from base 395 to 1399 and encodes 334 amino acids.
UACAUUUUUUCUCUUACAUUCUAGUUUAAAUAGCUAUUUUCUGGUUAAGACAAUGCUCCCAAAAUAGAAUUAACCAAUAGAAAAAUUAUGAGAGGUGAUUGCCAAUAAUUAAGAAUUUCACUAAAGAGAAAUACUCAAGUUUAGAUAAAUAGGACAAUAAAGUCUCUCUCUUCAAAUCCUUCUUCAUCAGUACAAGCUUCUUGGAUGAGUUUAGCCAGUUUGAGAGGUAAAUUAGUUGUGAACAUAAAACAGAGGGGGGGAAACUCUAAAUUCCAAAGUCCUCCACUGUUGUCUUUGGAAAUCUGGCUGGGAGAUAUUUAAAGGUUAUCUUCCCAAAUUGUACUUUGAAACAAGUAACGAUUCAGAAGCAAGCUAAGCUGGAUAGUUUUCAGCAAUGGCUGAUACUUUUAGCAAGAUUGUGGAAGAACAGGAGCUACCAUAUACAUUAAUAAACGUCAUUGGCAGUCCAGAUGGAGUUUAUGAAGAUCACGUAGAGUUUCUGGAAAAACAUCUUAAACUUGUCACCAUGCAGGAAUAUCUGAAAAACAAGCAAGUGCUUAGUGAAAAAAUCCAAGCAAUAUUUAUGUGGGCCCAUAAACCUAAGGCUACCAGGGAUCUUCUGGAAGACCUACCUAAUUUAAAAGUGAUUGCAGUCUCUGGUGUAGGAAUAGACCACCUCGAUUUAAAACUGAUCUUCAGCUUUGGUAUAAAAAUAACUAAUACACCUUUUGCAGUGACCAGUGCAACAGCAGAUAUAGGGAUGGCUUUAAUGCUAGCUUCUGCUAGAAGGAUUGUGGAAGGUUAUCAGAUUGCAGUUUCCCCUGACACUAACUAUUUUAAUGUCAACUGGUUGGGACAAGAAAUAACUGGUUCAACUCUAGGAAUCAUUGGAAUGGGCAGGAUUGGUUACAAGGUGGCCCAAAGAGCUAAAGCUUUUGAGAUGAAAAUUCUUUAUCAUAACAGAAAUCAAAGAAAUGAGGCAGAUGAGCAGGUUGUUGGUGCAGUUUAUUGCCAGAAGAUGGAAGAUUUACUUCAACAAGCUGACUUUGUGAUGUUGACUGUGAAUCUGACCCCUCGGACUUACAAGUUGAUUGGGAGAAAGGAACUAGAACUCAUGAAGCCCACUGCCACUCUUGUCAACAUCUGUAGAGGUCAAGUGGUUGAUCAAGAUGCACUGCUGAAGGCCCUCCAAAUGAAAACAAUUAAGGCUGCAGCUUUGGAUGUAACGUAUCCAGAGCCACUACCAAGUAGUUCAAGGCAGCGCAGCUUCCUUCAUAUUUUUCCAACAGCCACCAUUCUACCGUAUGAGAAGACAGGGCUAAAAAUGACCAGCUCCCCAUGGUUCAGGAUAGACUACCCUUUUCAAGUCAUACCUGAGAUCAUGCUUUAUUGCAUUUAAAGAAUGUCAUCAUAACACCCCACGUUGGAUCUGCAACUUCACAAGCCCGCCGCCAUAUGAUGAAAAGUAUGGUUGAAAAUAUUCUGGCUGCUGUAAAUGGCCUCCUGGUCCCUCAUGAAGUCCAUGAGUAACACAUGCCUUGUUGGGAUAAAGUAUUUUAUAUUUGUCUUUAAAUGUUUAUACCAGGGUUCUCCAAAGUUGGCAACUUUAAGCCUUAUGGACUUUAACUCCCAGAAUUCCUCAGCCAGUCACGCUGCCUGAGGAAUUCUGGGAGUUGAAGUCUACAAGGCUUAAAGUUGCCAAGUUUGUAAAUUCCUAGUUUAUACCAAAGUAAUGAAUUUGAUUUGACAACGGAUCUCCAUUUAGCUUCCUUGGAAAAAGAAUAAGCAUGCUUUGGGGUAUGUAUUGUUCAUUUAUGUUGUUCUGUUUGUUCUUUAUUAAAUGGAAUGAAAAACAAA